This is a messenger RNA of Electrophorus electricus (electric eel), 1860 nucleotides long. RefSeq names its product T-box transcription factor 19 (gene tbx19). Gene Ontology annotation, molecular function: RNA polymerase II cis-regulatory region sequence-specific DNA binding; DNA-binding transcription factor activity, RNA polymerase II-specific. Gene Ontology annotation, cellular component: nucleus; chromatin. Lineage: Eukaryota; Metazoa; Chordata; Actinopteri; Gymnotiformes; Gymnotidae. Gene Ontology annotation, biological process: positive regulation of DNA-templated transcription; cell fate specification; regulation of transcription by RNA polymerase II. The record is from RefSeq and is a predicted model, not a curated record.
AUGAAGGUAGAAGGUGACAUGGGAACCGCCGGCGGCGCGGCGGCCGGCGGGCGGGCCGGCAGCGAAUGCUGCAUAACCCGGCUGCUAAGCGUGGUGGAGAGCGAGCUACGGGCCGGCCGGGAGAAGGGAGACCCCACGGAGAAGCAGCUCAAAGUUAGCCUCGAAGACGCGGAUCUCUGGAGAAAGUUUAAAGAGGUCACCAACGAGAUGAUUGUUACCAAGAACGGCAGACGCAUGUUCCCCGUGUUGAAAGUCAGCGUGUCCGGCUUGGACCCGAACGCCAUGUACUCCUUUCUCCUGGACUUCAGCCCGGCCGACGGGCACCGCUGGAAGUAUGUGAAUGGAGAGUGGGUGCCCGCGGGCAAACCUGAGCCACACAGCCACAGCUGUGUCUACAUCCACCCGGACUCGCCCAACUUCGGUGCACACUGGAUGAAGGCUCCCGUAUCUUUCAGCAAAGUCAAACUGACCAACAAACUCAACGGAGGAGGACAGAUCAUGCUGAACUCUCUCCAUAAAUACAAACCCCAAAUCCACAUUGUGCGUGUGGGGGGCAGCCACAGAAUGGUGACCAACAUCUCCUUCAGUGAUACCCAGUUCAUCGCUGUCACAGCCUACCAGAAUGAGGAGAUAACAGCUCUUAAGAUCAAAUAUAAUCCCUUUGCAAAGGCCUUCCUGGAUGCUAAAGAAAGGAGUCAUCCCAAGAAUCUUCUAGAACCUACUCCAGAGAAUCAACAUGUUGGCAUACCACACUGCGGCUGGUUCAUUUCCAACCCAGACUCCCUGUGUUCAUCUGGUAGUGGUAACUUCACAUACCAUGGGGGUUUGCCCCUUGCCCCCCCCACUGGAUACAAGCACUACCCCACUCUGCAUGGACACAGAGCCACUCCCUACCCUCCUCCAUACCUUCAUCGACACCACCACCGCAGUCCCAACCCAGUCUCUCUUGCAGAGAGUUUGAGUCCAGGUGCUCUGCAAGUGUACUCAGGUCACGAGACCUGGGCAGGUGUUUCGCCCCCUGGUCCUGCUGCUAUGCUGUCAGUGCCAUCUGGCCCAAACUCCCCUGCAGUCAGCAGUCAGUAUCCUUGCCUGUGGACGGUAAGCAGCUGCAGUGUAUCUUCCAGUCCACCGGGAGGCCUCGUGAACUCCACCCAUUGUCAGGAGGAGAGGCCAAAUGCAGGCUCUGCCUCUGUAUCACCAUGCGCCCUCCUGCAACGCCAUGGGCCAAUAGCUGCAGACAAUGUGGUGGAUCCAGCCAGUAAUAACAGGGUGGGUGGGGUUAGCUGGUCUGCAGUCUCCACCCAUUCAUUUUGAACAUGCCUAAUAAAAAAAACAGAGAAAGACCAGCCACACAGUUAAAGGACAGUGUAUUAAAGGAGAGGUUUCAUAGUGUGUAGCCUGAUGGUGCUCACUCCUUCCAGUGACACUUGGUUAUAAAGAAAUAUAUACUGUUCAGUUACAACUGUCACUUAGUUGUAUCCUUAAAUGAUUUUUGAGUGUUUUAAGUUUGUAAAUUUACUAUAUUUGAGAUGGUUUGCAUGUGUCAUUUUGCCACCUAAAAUCUUCUCCUCUGCUUGUUUGCUCUCUCCUGUAGCUGGAGCUUCUAGGUCCAUAGAGUUGCACUUAAUAUUUUAGUUUUAAUGGAUCAUUUUGACUUCAGGUACCUUUACAUGUAAAAUUAAUUUGGGGAAUUUCUUUCUUUUACAAGAAAAUUAAGAAAAGUGAGCACUCCUAAUGUGCUGUGUGUCGAUUCCCUUUUGCUCUAAUAUUGUCAUAUAGCCACAUAAUUUAGUUGCUUGCGUUAAAAUACAGUGCUUUUUAAGCUAGGCUUCUGUGUACACUUACCUGUCCUGCAUAGUA